UUUCUGUGUUUGUUCUGUUUGAAGUUAAAAUCUUUUUUUAAUCCAGAGAGAGAGACAGAGAGGUCUGAUUGUCUCAGUCUAUUAUAUGUCGGCUUGUUCACAUAAAUAAAAAGCUGCCUUUGCUUUUGCUUUUGCUUCUGUUUCGUUCUCUGAUUUCUCGGCGAUAAGUCAGUUUUCCUUCUGGCUUUUUCUUUUUUUGAUCCCCAAGUGAAAUGGGAGAUUUCCCAUUUUUUUGUUUUUGUGAAUUGUAAAGUGGGAAUUUGGAUUCCUUUCCCUUAACAUUCUGAUUUUCUCUCUCUUUUGGGUUCUUUUGAGUUUGAUUUUUCAUGGAGAAGAUUCAUCCACUGGAUUUUUGGAAGAAGAGAAAAUAGCUGGGAAAGGAAAAUCUUCUAUGUGUUUGCUUUGUUUAGUGAGUAAUUUCAGUGCAAGUUAGUUAGUAAGUUAGUUAGGGUUUGAUUUAUUGAAUUGAAUGAGAUUCUGGUAUUUGUAAAAGCAUUGAAGUCGAUUCUUGUAAGUGAAGUGAUUAUGCAAUUAUUGGAGACGGAACUAUAGCUGGGUUAUGGUGAAAAUAACAGAAGUUUGGUGUAGAGAAGUGUAUGGUUAAUAUCUUUGUGAAAGAAAACAAGUGAUUGGAUUUCCUAAAGGAACAGUUUUUACCAUUAGUACUCUGCAAAAUGAAGGCUCCUCCAAAUGGUUUUAUGUCAAAUUCUGCAGAAGGAGAAAGGAAGAGUAUUAAUUCAGAGCUAUGGCAUGCAUGUGCGGGGCCGCUGGUCUCUCUGCCUCCAGUUGGAAGUCUUGUAGUUUACUUCCCCCAAGGCCACAGUGAGCAAGUCGCAGCAUCUAUGCAAAAGGAGACUGAUUUUAUACCAAGCUAUCCCAACCUUCCUUCCAAGUUGAUUUGUAUGCUUCAUAAUGUCACAUUGCAUGCUGAUGCAGAAACUGAUGAGGUCUAUGCUCAGAUGACCCUUCAACCUGUAAGCAAAUAUGACAAGGAAGCAUUACUGGCAUCUGAUAUGGGCCUCAAGCAAAGCAGGCAACCUGCCGAAUUCUUUUGCAAAACUCUCACAGCUAGUGACACAAGUACACAUGGUGGAUUCUCCGUACCUCGCCGAGCAGCUGAGAAGAUUUUCCCACCACUAGAUUUUUCAAUGCAACCACCUGCCCAGGAGCUGGUAGCCAGGGAUUUACAUGAUAAUACAUGGACAUUUAGACAUAUUUAUCGCGGCCAACCAAAACGACAUCUGCUGACUACAGGUUGGAGUGUGUUUGUCAGCACAAAAAGACUUUUUGCCGGUGAUUCUGUUUUAUUUAUAAGAGAUGAAAAGUCACAGCUCCUCUUGGGCAUUAGGCGUGCUAAUAGGCAACAGCCAGCACUCUCUUCGUCAGUCAUAUCCAGCGACAGUAUGCAUAUUGGAAUUCUUGCUGCUGCAGCCCAUGCUGCUGCAAAUAACAGUCCAUUUGCUGUAUUUUACAAUCCAAGGGCAAGCCCUGCUGAGUUUGUGAUUCCCUUCUCCAAGUAUAACAAGGCAAUGUAUACACAAGUUUCACUGGGCAUGAGAUUCAGAAUGAUGUUUGAGACGGAGGAGUCAGGAGUUCGUAGGUACAUGGGCACAAUCACUGGCAUCAGUGAUUUGGAUCCAGUGAGGUGGAAAAAUUCACAAUGGCGCAAUCUUCAGGUUGGAUGGGACGAGUCAACUGCUGGUGAACGGCCAAGCCGAGUUUCAAUUUGGGAAAUUGAACCCGUUGUAACUCCUUUCUACAUUUGUCCACCUCCAUUUUUCAGACCCAAGUUCCCUAGACAGCCAGGGAUGCCAGAUGAUGAGUCUGACAUUGAGAAUGCUUUUAAAAGGGCCAUGCCCUGGCUUGGAGAUGAUUUUGGCAUGAAAGAUUCCCCAAGCUCAAUUUUUCCUGGUUUGAGUUUAGUUCAGUGGAUGAGCAUGCAACAAAAUAAUCAGUUUCCAGCUGCUCAAGCAGGAUUCUUCCCACCAAUGCUUCCUUCCAAUGCCUUGCACAAUAGCCUUGGCUCUGAUGAUCCGUCGAAGAUAUUGAAUUUUCAAGCACCUGGCCUUUCGGUACCAAGCCUCCAGUUUAACAAAGCGAACCCACAAAACCAAGUCAGCCAGUUGCCACAGACAUCAAUGGCAUGGACUCAGCAGCAGCAACUGCAGCAAUUACUGCAGAGUAAUGUCAACCAGCAACAACCAUCAAAUCCUCAACAGCAACAGCAGCAACCUCACCCCCAGCAGCAACAACAGAGGCAGCAACCACAACCAACACAGCAACAACUGAACCAACAACAGCAGCCGCAGCCGCAGCCGCAGCCGCAGCCGCAGCCUCAGCCUCAGCCUCAGCCACAGUCUCAACAAAUACGACAACAGCCUCCACAAUUGCAACUGCAGCAGCAGCAGCAGAUAUUCCAAUCACCACCAGUAAAUAAUGGUGUGGUUACCUCUAACCAAAUUCCAAAUCAAAAUUUGCAGCAACCAAUUGUAUACUCUCAGCUGCAGCAGCAGCAGCUACUGGCAAGUAAUAACCAAUCCCAGAACAUUCCAUCUGCUAAUAAGAACUCAUAUCCACUGACCUCUUUGCCACAAGACCCCCAGUUCCAGCAACAAAUGGAGCAGCAAUCUAACCUCUUACAGAGACACCAGCAGCAGACACAGCUGCAACAGUCUCCCCUGCAGUUGUUGCAACAAAAUCUGUCACAGAGGGCACAGCCACAAUCACAGUCACAGCCACAAGCGCAACAACUGUCGCAGCCUGGCCUCUCAGAUCAACAGCUUCACUUGCAGUUGCUGCAGAAACUUCAGCAACAACAGCAGCAGCAGCAGCAGCAGCAGUUGCUUUCCCCUUCAAGCUCACCUUUGCAACCUCAAUUGAUACAACAGCAGACCCAUCAACAAAACCUGCAGUUCCAGCAGUCAACUAUUUCACAGAGCCAGCAGCAACCACUCGGUAGCAACAGCUUCUCAACGGCAGCACUCAUGCAAUCACAAUCUUUUCCUGUCAGCCAGCACCAUGCCCUUCAGAAAUCUCCAACAAUUAGAGCUCAUUCCACUCUUACAGAUGGAGAUGCUCCAUCUUGUUCAACCUCACCAUCCACUAAUAAUUGCCAGAUUGCACCAUCAAAUUUCCUGAACAGAAACCAACAAGCACCUGCUAUAUUGAUGGGGGAUUCAGUGAUUGAGCCUGCAACAAAUCUUGUUCAAGAGCUCAAUAACAAGUCUGAUAUUCGGGUUAAGCAUGAGUUUCCUGGUUCAAAAGCAUCAGACCAACUAAAAUACAAAGGUACAAUAACAGAUCAAUUGGAAGCCUCCUCGUCUGGGACAUCAUAUUGUCUCGAUGCUGGAAACAUCCAGCAAAAUUUCUCACUCCCCACCUUUGGUUUGGAUGGUGAUGUCCAAUCACAUCCUCGGAACAGUCUGCCUUUUGCAACUAAUAUUGAGAGCUUGGCGCCUGAUACUUUGUUGACAAGGGGAUAUGACUCUCAAAAAGAUCUUCAAAACUUGCUAGCUAAUUAUGGUGGGACUCCAAGAGAUAUUGAGACAGAAUUGUCCACUGCUGCAAUAAGCUCUCAGUCAUUUGGGGUGCCAAUCAUGCCCUUCAAGCCUGGAUGUUCAAAUGAUGUUGCAAUCAAUGACUCUGGGGUUUUGAAUGGUGGAUUGUGGGCCAAUCAGACUCAACGCAUGCGAACAUAUACAAAGGUUCAAAAGCGUGGCUCAGUGGGCAGGUCUAUUGAUGUCACCCGGUAUAAAGGGUAUGAUGAACUUAGGCAUGACCUAGCUCGCAUGUUUGGAAUUGAAGGGCAACUAGAAGAUCCACAAAGUUCUGACUGGAAGUUAGUUUAUGUGGAUCACGAAAACGACAUACUACUUGUUGGCGAUGACCCUUGGGAGGAAUUUGUUAGCUGUGUUCAGAGCAUAAAGAUCUUGUCAUCUGCCGAAGUGCAACAAAUGAGUUUAGAUGGUGAUCUUGGUAGUAUGCCAGUUCCAAAUCAAGCAUGCAGUGGGACUGACAGCGGAAAUGCAUGGAGAGGACACUAUGAUGAUAACUCAGCUGCCUCAUUUAAUAGAUAAAGAGUCCGAAAUUGAAAGUAUGAGCUAGUGCCACAAUUCCCACUAUGGUCUUCUACAAACCUUUUGGCUGCACAGCAACAACCGCAUGGCACCUAUCAACUCAGGUGAAAACAGCUGACCCUUCCUUGAGGAACACUAGUACUGGAGAAAAAGUUGUUGCUCAGAGAUGGCAUCAAUCAUGUGUGAUCUCUAAAUCAUCGGUGCUGCUGGAGUUUGAGCUCUUUGUAAAAUAGUGGCAUCAGGUGCUACAUUCAUAGGUGCAGCUGUGGUGUUACCAUUUUCCAUAAUGUUAGAAUCUACUUUGCAAAUUCUGGCUUUCCAAUAUUAAAUGGAAGGAAACUGGUAACGUAGGAGGGAAAUAGAAUUUUGGAAGUACAACGGAAAGGAAAGACAAAGAAUAGAUGUAUAAUAUGAUCUUUACCUAAUUUGAAGCUCUGACAAACACUUGUAAAUGCUUUGACGGUAACUGUCUCAAUUACAGAUUCAGUUUGUACUGUUAACAGAAUUCUCUCUUCUGUUUUUUCUUCCUUUUGUAGAUCUAAAAUUCUUGAAAGGGAUGUGAGUUAUGAAUUGCGAAUUCAUUGGAGCUUUUGCAUUAUGAAAAUGUUCAAGAAAAUAAACA
Messenger RNA from Jatropha curcas, 4698 nucleotides. Its product is annotated as auxin response factor 19. NCBI's taxonomy places the organism in Eukaryota, Viridiplantae, Streptophyta, Magnoliopsida, Malpighiales, Euphorbiaceae. Gene Ontology annotation, biological process: regulation of DNA-templated transcription; response to hormone. The record is from RefSeq and is a predicted model, not a curated record. Gene Ontology annotation, cellular component: nucleus. Gene Ontology annotation, molecular function: DNA binding.